AUGGGCCUCUUCGUACUUUCCGAAACCAGUGCUGGUUUUGCCCUUUUCAAGGCCGACAAAAAAGCUCUCAAGAAGAGCGAAGGUGCAGAAGUUGAGACCGCUGAGGGUAUCAAUGGACUUCUCAAGUUAAAGCAUUUCGAGAAGUUCGACAGUGCUGCGACUGCACUGGAGGAAGUCGCGUCUCUCGUCGAGGGGAAGGUUUCGCCCAUGCUCGCCAAACUUCUUGAUUCACUCAAGGAUGAAAAGAAGGCUUCUUUGGCUGUGGCAGACCCAAAACUGGGACAAGCUAUCAACAAACUCCCAGGACUCACCCUGACACCUGUGUCCGACUCUACGACUAAUGAUCUCUACCGCGCAAUCCGCGAUCACCUACCUUCCCUCAUCCCAGGUCUCCUACCCGAAAACAUCGCAACCAUGUCCCUUGGUCUUUCACAUUCGCUCUCUCGACACAAGCUUAAGUUCUCGCCCGAUAAGGUCGAUACUAUGAUCGUACAAGCCAUCGCACUCCUCGACGACUUAGACAAAGAGCUAAACACUUACGCUAUGCGCGUCAAGGAAUGGUACGGAUGGCAUUUCCCCGAGAUGGGUCGCAUUGUCAAUGACAACCUAGCCUACUCCAGAAUCAUCAUGAAGGUCGGUAUGCGUACAAAUUGUCAAAAUACUGAUCUUGCCGACAUUUUGCCUGAAGAAAUCGAGACUGCUGUCAAGUCUGCCGCCGAGGUCAGUAUGGGUACCGAGAUUACUGAGCAGGAUUUGGACAACAUCCAGCUUUUAGCAGAGCAGGUCGUUGGCUUCACGGAAUACCGUCAGCAAUUGUCAACCUACCUCACUGCUCGUAUGCAAGCUAUCGCACCCAAUUUGACUGAGUUGGUUGGAGAACUUGUCGGAGCUAGACUGAUUGCCCACUCUGGAUCGCUCAUGAGCCUCGCAAAGAGCCCUGCCAGUACCAUUCAAAUCCUGGGUGCCGAGAAGGCAUUAUUCAGAGCUUUGAAGACGAAACACGACACACCAAAAUACGGUCUCAUCUACCAUGCAUCUCUGGUUGGUCAAGCCACUGGCAAGAACAAGGGCAAGAUCUCUCGUAUGUUGGCAGCCAAGGCGGCUAUUGGUAUUCGUGUCGAUGCACUUUCAGACUGGAGUGCUCAGGGCGAGGGCAAGGGCGAUGAUGUGGACGACGAAGAGAGAUCUGCACUGGGUGUCAAGUCACGUUCAAAGAUUGAGCGACACCUUAGACUUUUGGAAGGCAAGCCCUUAUUACCAAAAGGUGUCGCAGUUGGACCAAAUGGAAAAGCUGCCACACCAGGGAAGUGGGAGAUCAAGGAGGCACGAAAGUACAACGCCAAUGCUGAUGGACUUGCUGGUGAUGAGACUGCUGCUGCUGCCCCUGUUUCCGAGAAGAAGCCAAAGAAGGACAAGAAAGAAAAGAAAGAAAAGAAGCUGAUCGAGGAAGUCAAGGAGGAUGAGUCAGAGGACUCGGAUGAGGAGAUGCCCGACGUUGAUGCUGGACUCGGCCUGGCACCACCAUCAUUGAAUGGUACCAAGGCUAAGCCAGUUGCCCAAAAGCAGUCCAAUGGCACUGCCGAAUCAAUUUCAUCCGUCUCAGAAGAUGAAGAGGAUGAUGAAGUACCAGCUAAACAGUGGCAAUCUUUGAUACUUGGGAACACCAAAGAAGCGAAGAAGGCACGAAAGAUUGAGCGUCAUGAGCGGAAUGUCGCUUUGGCCGAGGAGAAGUCGAAGAAAAGAGCUGACCGAAAGGCCAAAGAGACUAAGAAAGCGGAGAAGGAAGAAAAGAGACAAGCAAAGUCUGGAUCUUCAGCUUCAUCAGCAGCUCCAAUAGACCCAGAUGUCGCUCAUGCCGCUACCUUAAGUAUGAGUCUCGAGAAAUACAAGCGCAAACUCCAGGAUGGCCAGAUCAGUAUCGUUGAUGGUACCCCAGUCAAGACAAGCAAGAAAGACCUCAAGAAGCAAAAGAAGCUAGAGGCGAAGGCCGCGGAAGCUCAGGCUGCCGCCAGUACGGAUAGCAGCAAGAAGCGGAAGCAUGAGGAUGAGGCUGACAAGUCAGAGAAGAAGAAAAAGAAGAAGAACAAGCAAUGA
Molecule: messenger RNA, 2094 nt
Organism: Lachnellula hyalina
Lineage: Eukaryota; Fungi; Ascomycota; Leotiomycetes; Helotiales; Lachnaceae
Gene: nop58
Product: Nucleolar protein
Exons: 2
Coding region: 1-2094 (697 amino acids)
Cellular component (GO): small-subunit processome; box C/D methylation guide snoRNP complex
Molecular function (GO): snoRNA binding
Source: RefSeq, a predicted model, not a curated record